Molecule: messenger RNA, 753 nt
Organism: Clunio marinus
Lineage: Eukaryota; Metazoa; Arthropoda; Insecta; Diptera; Chironomidae
Source: the annotation of a GenBank genome assembly
CCAUCAUCGCGAGAUUUUUUCACAACUCUGAACAUUUUAUUCGUUCAAUUUCUUCUGCCACGAAUAUCUUUUGAGUGUAUUUUAAAUCACCGAAAACUCGUGCCGUGUAAGCUUCAUAUCCUCAUUCUUCUUCUUUGCAUAACAAUUCAUAAAAGUACCGACAUGUCUAACACAGAACGUAGCUUUUUGAUGGUCAAACCUGAUGGAGUUCAUAGAGGACUCGUUGGUGAGAUUAUUAAACGUUUCGAAGCUAAAGGAUUCAAGCUUGUUGCAAUGAAGUUUAUGUGGGCCUCGAAAGAAUUAUUGGAAAAGCAUUACGCUGAUUUGAGUGCUCGUCCAUUCUUCCCUGGUCUUGUUAGCUACAUGAGUUCCGGACCAGUUGUUCCAAUGGUAUGGGAAGGUUUGAACGUUGUUAAGACCGGACGUGUUAUGCUUGGAGCCACAAAUCCAGCUGAUUCAGCACCUGGAACAAUCCGCGGUGAUUUAUGCAUUCAAGUCGGAAGAAAUAUCAUUCAUGGAUCUGACUCAGUUGAAAGUGCAAACAAGGAAAUUGCUUUGUGGUUCAAGGAUAACGAGUUGGUCAGCUGGACACCAGCAAGCGUUAACUGGGUGUACGAAUAAAACAUUCGCAGGCUCCCAAUCAUCAACAUCAAACUGUGAAAAAAUUCCAACAUAAUUAAAAAGAAAAACACAAAAACAGCAUUUAAAUUAUGAAAACAAAGUUGAAAUAAAAGAAAAUUUCCUUUAAUCUGA